CAACACUUGCAAAGUCAUAACCCGCACUUUAGACCUCAUAAAUCACCAGUACAAAGGUCAAGACUACAAUUCUCCGGCGAGAUUGUCGUUCCGUCAAUAUCUCCUGCACUAAAAGAUCCCGAUUUGUCGGCGUUCCGUUUCCCGACGGCGGGAGAAUUUCAGUAGUUCUCGCCAUCUUUCUCGCUAAUGCAUGUCGCUGUAUAUAGAGAGGUAUGGGUUUAUUUAGGAGAUUAUCUGGAUUUCUAGGGUUUUCAAGAGAAGAAGUUCACGAAGUGAGAGGGGUAGAACACAACACCAACGGUAAUAUAGCACCGUCGUUAGUGGAUGUAGCUGCAGCAGCUGCGGCAGCUCAAGCUCAAAAUGUUCCACGAAGAGGUUUCAGUGUCCCGAUUCAAGUCCCCGUCGAGAGGGCACAACUCGGCCCAAUCCUUGUUCGUUGUAGUUCACGCGAUGGUGGCGUUCAGGGAUUGAGAUGGUAUGCCAAGCGUCUUAGGAUAGAUGAAGAUGGAGAUGUUGCAGACGAAUUUCUCGAGGAAAUCCUUGAGGAUACGCCUUCAAGCACAGAAGGGCACCGCAGGCAAUAUCCCAAGUUCGAACUGAAGUACACUACAAAACCUGCUAAGGUUGUUAGUCAGGCACUCUCAACUGCUGGUAAAAUUCAACAUCGAGUGGAACAUCAAGGCAAAUUGGAGUGGAUUUGAAGACCUACAUUUGAGGUUGAGAUUUUAAUUAAAUUACUUCUGGCAGGUACAUUAUUUAGCUUCAUUCUCUCGGAAGGACCAAGAUUUGGUGUGCGAAUCACUAUUGGGAAUACAAUGUUCUUUUGCAUGUCUCUCUGCUUUGUUGGAACUGACUUGAUGCUAGGCAGCAAGUUUCAUUCAUAAAGAAACAUAAUUGUACCAGAAAAACUAUCAAUGUAUACAUGAUAUUGAACUAUCAAAAUGUUGGGUCAUUAGUUGAAUUAUUGAAGAAGCAUAGUCACUUCAUCGCA
Solanum dulcamara is the source of this 991-nucleotide messenger RNA. RefSeq lists its product as uncharacterized. The record is from RefSeq and is a predicted model, not a curated record. The transcript is spliced from 2 exons. The coding region runs from base 213 to 701 and encodes 162 amino acids. Lineage: Eukaryota; Viridiplantae; Streptophyta; Magnoliopsida; Solanales; Solanaceae.